Molecule: messenger RNA, 687 nt
Organism: Fonsecaea monophora
Lineage: Eukaryota; Fungi; Ascomycota; Eurotiomycetes; Chaetothyriales; Herpotrichiellaceae
Exons: 3
Coding region: 1-687 (228 amino acids)
Source: RefSeq, a predicted model, not a curated record
AUGGCAGAAGCCGCUCCAGUUCUUCCAUGCUACAUCGACAAGGUUGUUGAGUUUCCGGAUGGAACUGCUUUUGAGCUGCUGAAACCCUUGGCGACUUAUCGCUCUUGUCACGAUGGCACCCCCGCAGAGGCGCGCAUAGUCCUUACAUGUCGCCCCUGCAGCGGAGACUGUUCGCCAGUGGACGAAUAUGUCAUGAAGAUCAAGAUCCACCCUGAACUUGGGCCUAGUACUACGACAGCACAUGAACUCCAAGCGCUGGAAAAGUUCCGAGAUACUGACAGCGCAUGUACGCCGGUGCUGGUCAACUUCAAGAAGGCGGUCCAGCCUGCCGAGGGACAAUUGCCGGGGGGGUAUCUCACGUUCCUCGUCAUGACAAAGAUGCCCGGCGAUUCACUCUUUAACAUGUACUACUGGGGAAUGACGACCGAAGAACGACAUGACAUUACCCAGAAGUUCCUCGUUGCUCUUAGGUGGAUCUACGCUCAAGGCAUUGAACCCGUAGACUGCGGACUGCGGAACAUUCUAUGGGACCCAGAGACGAAGAAAUGCAGCAUCAUCGACUUCGAGCUCUGGCGUGAAACCGAGACAUCGGUGGGUGAUGAAACAAAAGAACUACAGAGAUGGGGCCUUGCUCGCCAGCCCGCUGCUAAGAACCACUGGGAGGCUUGGAAUCAGAUGUUUCGAUAG